AUGAGAAUUUUAAUAUCAUCUUUACUGUUACUUGGUGGCUUAAACCUAGUUCUGGCACGUUCCAUUUAUUGGAAUGACCACGAUUCGAUGGCAAACAAAUGGUUGAGUAACUACAAUUACGAUGACGAGUUAUUUCAAUAUCCUUCAAAUCGAUAUAACGAUGAUAUCCACAAAUUGAUGAUGGGUGAAAGUUUAGAGGAAUCAAAAGAAACACCGCUUUACCCAGCAAUUGAUGAUGAUAUCAUUCCCAGGGAUGAGGACGUUAAUAUUGCAAACAUUUUCAGUUCUCUGUUUGACACAUUUCAUGAAAUUGAUUCUACUAAAAUGGAGAAAAGCGAAGAGGAUACGAAUAAUAAUGAAGAAAUUUCUAACAAUGAAAACGAUAAUGAAGAUGACCAGAACGAUGAUGAGGAAAACAAUCAAUUUGAGAUUUUCUUGCAUGUUCCAUCUGACAACAUGGAAACCGAUUUAGAGGUAUCAAAGUCAUCUGAAGAAAAGAAAGAUGACGAGAAGGAGAAUAGUGAUGAGGUGCCGACAUCUGCUUCGAAUGUGGUAGUAGAAUUAAUUGAUUUGACAAAAUCGUCUGAAGAAAAGGAAGAAGUCAAUGAAGCAGACGAUCUUUCCAAACAGGAGAUUGAAGAAUUGGCUGCGUUGAUCAUAACCCUAACUGCAAUAGAUGAUUUAAUGAAAAUUACAGAUGAAAAUCCAGAUUAUGCAGAUAACGAACAGGAUGAUGAGUUGAAGACAAAGGAAGUAGAUGAAUAUUUAAAUUUAUUUAGUUCUCUUUUGGAUAAAAUGUUGGAAGAUGAGCAAAAUACAACAGGGAAUGAUGAAAAUAAUGAUGAUGAUGUCACUACGCCCACAAACGACAGUGAUGAAGAGGAUAAUGAUUAUACCACUCCCAAAACUGAUAGCAAUGAAGAUGAUGAUACGGAUGAUGAUUAUACCACUCCCAAAACUGAUGACAGCAAUGAAGACGAUGAUACAGAUGAUGAUUUUACAACUCCCAAAAAAGACAGCAAUGAAGAUGAUGAUACAGAUGAUGAUUAUACCACUCCCAAAACUGAUGACAGCAAUGAAGACGAUGACACCAAUACCAGCAAUAGUAAGGAAAAUGAAAUUGAAGACAUUUCGUUUGUAUUCCAUGGCAUUGAUGAUGAACAUCAUGAGUCCAAUCUAAAUGAUCACAAAUAUGAAAUUGUGGAAACACCAGCCAGCGAUUCUUCAUAUAUGAACGUAAUUCGCUCCUCUUCUUCGUCGCAGUUAGACAAUCAAAUUGUCAUCCAAGAAUAUGUUGAUAUUCGCCAAGACUUGGACAUUGAACAAGAUGUCCUGCAAAUGAAUAAACUUAAUUUAGACAAGGAUUUUUAUAACAUAAUUUCCGAUGACUUUCAUGAAGACAAUAUAAACAAAUUCGAAAAAGACUUGUUUGUUGUCCACGAGAAUUUGGAUAGAAUCAAGCGAAAUGUUAAUGCCAUGCAACAUCUUAAUUCUAAAUUAUAUUUCCAUAAAUUGAUUAAGGAUACUCUUAAGGAGGUUCAACAUAAAUAA
Molecule: messenger RNA, 1551 nt
Organism: Calliphora vicina (urban bluebottle blowfly)
Lineage: Eukaryota; Metazoa; Arthropoda; Insecta; Diptera; Calliphoridae
Product: coiled-coil domain-containing protein 1-like
Exons: 1
Coding region: 1-1551 (516 amino acids)
Source: RefSeq, a predicted model, not a curated record